Molecule: messenger RNA, 509 nt
Organism: Trematosphaeria pertusa
Lineage: Eukaryota; Fungi; Ascomycota; Dothideomycetes; Pleosporales; Trematosphaeriaceae
Exons: 1
Source: RefSeq, a predicted model, not a curated record
UUCCACUCGAUCACGCCCGCAUCAUACUCUGAUCUUCUCGUCCCCCAAAAACAACAACACCUAUCUUCAAAAACCGUGCCAGUACAUCCUCCACCUAUCAAUCACCUCUCCCAUAACAUCCACACACCCUAUCCCAAACUCCCAACUCCUCCAUGUCAGCCCCCACAACAUCUCCCCUCCCCACCUCCAUCUCCACCACGACAACCGCCCCCGACCUCUGGGGCUGGGCCACCACAGACAGCAUCGCCUCCGGCCGCCGCUGCCUCUUCGGCUGCCCGACGACUGACUCCUCCACCGGCACUGCUACCAUUGACGCCGUCUCAACCACAUCAACUCCAACGCCAACAACCGCGGUCCCCAUCGCUUCCCUCACCAUAACAACCGGGCCUCCUCCUGCGUCUACGAACAUGGGUGUGCGGCGGCAACCUGGUCCCUUGGUUGGCGCCGGUCAGAGUGGCAUGGGGGUUUUCGUAGUUGUGUUGCUCCUGCUAUCUUUACUUUUCUUUUGA